Molecule: messenger RNA, 1350 nt
Organism: Bombina bombina (fire-bellied toad)
Lineage: Eukaryota; Metazoa; Chordata; Amphibia; Anura; Bombinatoridae
Exons: 6
Coding region: 537-1193 (218 amino acids)
Source: RefSeq, a predicted model, not a curated record
UGUAUAAUACCCUUUGCUAAAAUUUAAAAUAGCUUUUAAAGUGACACAACUUAUGGAAGCAUAUUUAGAAAAUGCAAGCUAAUUUUGCUAUUGUGCAGAUAAAAUUAGAGGUGGUGAAAAAUAUAACGGUUCUAGUGGGACCAAGGGGGUUUUGAUUUUCUAAUUGCAAUAAAAUAUAUAUGGCACUUACAAGAGCAUGAAAGCUUUUUCUUUUUUUCUUCCUCAGCAUAUGUGACCGUGUAUGGAGAAAUGCCAUAUUAUGAAGAGAUGCUCACUUCACCUCGUGUUUACGUAGAAGAAAUUCAUCCACGCUGUCACUAGAUGAUUCUCACUCAUUACAAUGGCACCAUGAUGACUUUACAGAUUACAGAGACCUUGAUCUAACGCCUUUAUGCGACUAUUGAAUAAUUGGAAGACAACUUGUGACUUUAGCCCAGUGACAUUAUGCUAGGUUUUGUCAUAGCGGUUUCUUUAAAGAUGAACAAUUACACUUAUACACACCGUGUACACAGGAAAAAAUUUAAUUAUUCCAGAAAAUGGCAACCGCAGGACCUAGCACGAGCAGAAGAACUUUGCUUGAAAUGUGUGAAGAGGAGGUUGAAGAACUGAUGAGAAAUUUUAUACAACAAAGAAAUUCAGAAAAUAGUCAAAUCGAUGUUUCUCAAGCGGACAUAUUCGAUCCAAUAGUUGAGACAGUAUCAAGAGAGACUGAUACAGAAUCAAAUUCAGAUUCCGAUUCAGAUUCAUCCAGCAAUGAAGACAACGAUCGAUUGGAUAAUUUGUCUUGGUGUCGAUGUGGCAAUUGUAAACUGAUGCCAACUGUUAUCGAAUCUAUUUGUUGCAGAGAAAAUGACGAUAUUGAUUAUCACAUACCUGAUGGAAAAAGUUGCAUUUGUGAACAUCCAUUUCACAUCCAGGAGACUAGCCAACAAUUUCUUGAUAGGGUGAACAGCAUAACAUAUAGUUAUGUUCCAAUGAGACCCAAUAAGCAAAACAUCUUGACACAAAGAGGUUAUCGCAAGCUAGCGUAUAGAGGAUUUUCAACAUGGAUGUAUGGAGAUUUGGGACCCAAUAGAAUAGAAGACCCAUACCUUCCUGUGUGGUUAAUAGCAUUCGCAGUUGUUUCCCGGCACCAGACAAUAUAUAUGUCGGUUUUCAUUACCCGGAAGAUGAUGGUCCAGCAUUUUCAAUGAUUCUGGAUUAGUCCUUUCUAUUAUUAGUAUUGUUAAAAUUUGAUUGUGUGAGUUGAAUUUAAUUGUAGAUUUGAAAGUACUACAAAAUAAACAUUUUUUUUUUAAAUGUUUAACAUUUAUACAGUUAAAUUGUUUAAAUAAAAAAUCGAUUAUAAAA